Messenger RNA from Paramecium pentaurelia, 3872 nucleotides. The record is from the annotation of a GenBank genome assembly. Lineage: Eukaryota; Ciliophora; Oligohymenophorea; Peniculida; Parameciidae.
AUGAAUCCAAAAGGUUAUAAAUUUGAAGUUCACAUUCAAAUUGAAAAAAUGGAAAUGAAUAGUAGUUUAUCAUUUUAAGUGUAAAUUAUAUUAAAAUGUGGUAUGUACUAUUUCUAUCAUUUAAGGAAAUUAAAAAGUAUAGACAUAGUAAUUAGCUGAUUUUAAUUAAGGAAGAGCAAUUAUUAAUGAAACUUUGUUGAUUCAAACUAAUGUGUAUUAAAUAAAUGGAAUAUAUUAAGAAAAGAAAAUAGAGUUGUUAAUUUUGCUUAUUACAACAAAAGGUAAAAAAAAAGCAGGUCAAUGUUAUAUUAAUAUUGCAGAGUUAUUGAAUUAAGAUAAAUAUGGUAUUUCAUAAUUGCACUUUAGACAUUAAUUAAGAAUUAUUCUUAGAAAAUUGCCCUGAUAAUAAAGCCAAAAUUUAUUCAAAAAUUCAAUUAACAAAAAUUGGGAAAGUAGACUUUGAAGCAAUUAAUACACAAUAUUCAAUAGUUAAUGAGUAAAGUUCAGAUAAAAAAUAAGGAAUAUUUACACCAUUUAAAGCAGCUCUUGAAAACACUGCAAAGAAAUAUUUUGGAGAUAAUCAAUCCGCAUAAUCAUAGAAAUUGGAAAAUUCAUUUUCUAGAAAUUAAAUAAAAAAUCCCAUGGUAUCAGAUGUUUCAUAUCAACUGAAUUCACAAAAAUAGUAAUAGAAUUUAUAGCUAAGCAAUUAAGUCUAAUAAGAUUUAUAACAUCUACAUGAAGAGCUUAAUCAAUAAAAGAUAUUAUAAAUGGAAAUGAAGGAUUAAAAUAAUUAAUUAAAGUAGGAAAUACAAUUAGAAAAGGUGAAAAAAGAGACAUUGAUUUUAUAGAUUUAAGAAUAAAAACAACAGAUGGAAAAAAUGAUUGAUUAAUACAUAUAUCAAGAAUAGAUAUAUUAAUAUGAAUAACAAUUAAGUUAAAUUCAAUGUCAAUUAAGGUAAGCACAAAAAGAUAAUGAAAAUCUUACUUUAAAUUAUAAAUAAGCUAUGUAAUAGUAUAAUAAAUUAAAUGAGGAGUAUGAUUAAUAUUAAUAGAAUAAGACAAAGGAAUUGAAAGAUAUUAGUAAUUAAAAAGAUCUAUUAUAUUAAGCUUUAGAGAAAUCUAAUAAUAAUAAUUGUUAGCCUAAGAAUAUUAAUUAUGAAAAUUAGAUCAUUUAAUUAAAUUAAUAAUUAUUAUAAUUGAAAAAUAAGAUUGAUGAAAAAGACAAUUUUAUUAAAUCACAAACUUAAAAUAUUAAUAGUCUAAAUGAAUAAUUAUUAAAUUUAUACAAUUAAAAUAGUUUUCUAUAUUACAAUGAAAAAAUGCUGAAUGAUAAAGUAUUGAUUUUUUUAUGAUGAUUAGAUUGAUGAAUAAUCUAAGUAGAUUCUUAAUCAAUAGGAAUAAAUAAAUUAAUAAAUUACAGUAAUUAAGUAGCAAUAUGAAGAUCUAUUAUAUUAAAAUAAUUAAACUAUAAAAUAACUUAAAAAUGAAUUAAUUGAAAAAAAUUUAGAAAUUACAUCAUAUUAGACUAUCUGUCAAUAACUAUAAUAAAAAGAUCAAUUAGAAAUAAAUGAAAUUGAAAAAUUAAAAUAAGGAGGACAAACAUAAACAGAUAUAGAUUUAAAAUAUAGGGAAAAAGAGUAGAAAAUUUAAGAUGAAUUAUAGAAGUACCGUGAGAGAGAAGAAGAACUAAGAACUAAAGUUUAAUUUCUUAUGCAAUAAACAAAUUAAUUGUAAUAUAUGUAAAAUAUAGUAUUAGUUAAACAGAAGUUAUGAGAAAGUUGUUUCUAGACCCCUAGAUUCCAGGCACACCUGUUAAUCUUCCAAAUCAAUUGAUUGAAUUGAAUAGGGCAAUAUCUAUCAAAUUUUCUAAGUUAAAGUAGGAUCUAGAAUGCCAUUAAUUUGAGAUAUAGUCUUAAGAGAAUAUUAAUGUUGAUAAUUCUUAAAAUUAGCAAGUGGUAAUAUUAAAAUAAUUAUAAUUAAAGACCUUUGAAUUAACUUAAGCGAAAUUAAAAAUUGAUAAUCUGUAAAAUGAUAACAUAUAUUUACAAAAAUAAUUAGUAACAAAAUCUGAAUUUUUAAAUUAAUUAAAUUAAUAAAUUUUAAAUUAAAAUUAAAAAAUUUAGGAUUUAGAAAUUUAAAAUAAAGAUAUUAUAUAGAAAUCGAUUUUGGAAGCAUAGAUUCAACAAUAAUUAAGUGAAUAAAUUAUAAUAUUUGAUAAUUAAAAUUAGGAACUUAAAAUUUAAUUAAAAACUUCGUAAAUUGAAAUUUAAUAAAAAGAUGAUUUGAUUAAAAAUUUAUAAAGCAACCUUUAAUAAUUAAACUAACAAAAUUAAGAAUUAAUUAUAAUUAAUGAACAAUUAUAAUAUUAAUUAAAGGAACAAAUUCAUAAUACAUAGUAAUUAUAAUAUAAUGAUUUGAUCCUGGAGUUGAAUUAAAAAUUAAAAGAUUUAGAAAUUUUCAAUAUAUAAUUAUAAAUAUAGAAAUAAGAAUAAGAGAAUUAGAUAGAAAAAUUACAAAAAGAUCUUUUCCAACAAAAAGAAUAUUAAAUUGAAAAAUAAAAAUUAAUUUCCUUUCCAACUGAUUAUGAAAUUGUAGAUCAGCAAUAAAAAGAAUAACAUCACGAUAAAUUAACUAAUUUAUAAGGUCAUCUUUUAAUAGAAGAAUCUUAAAAAAGUUAAGAAAAAUAGUUAAUUUUAGAAUAAAAAAUAGAAUAAUUAACUAUUUAAUUAAAUUAAUAAACUUCUACACUAUUACAAGCCUAAAUUACUAUUGAUUAGAUAAAAAAUGAAUAUAACUAAACAUUAGAGAGAGCUUAACUGAAGGAAACAGAAUUUAAACUUUAAUUAGGGUAAUCACAAGUUUUAAAUGAUAAUCUAUAAACUGAAUUAGAUAGCUAAAGAAUUUAACUUAAAAAUUUGGAAGAAUAAAUUUAAUAGAAAAAUUAGAUUAUUGAAGAAUUAGAAACUUAAAUCAAAAAAAUUCAAUAAAAAUUAUAAAUUGAUAUAUAAGAUUUAUAAUAAUAAUUAUUUACUGAAAAUGAUGAAUGGCAAAAAGAAAAAGAAAUAAUUUAAUAAUAUAUUGAUGAACUAGAACAUAGGGCCUUAUAAUUAACAAAUUAAGUAAAGGAGAAGGAUAAUAAACUUUAAGAUUUAUAGAUAUAGAAUGAACAAUUAAAUGAAUAAUUAAUAAUAUCAUAAUAUAAUAAUGAAAGAGUAUAACAACUAGAGUAAUAAUGUUUCGAUAAUAUAUAAAAAUAUGAAUUAUAAUUACAAUAGUAAUCUUAAGAUAAUUAGGUUAAAUUAUUAGAUUAAAAGACUUAAUUAAACAAAUAGGAAAUUAAAAAUGAAAUAGAAAAAUAAUUGAUAAUUAAUAAUUAUGUGAAUCAAUUGAGAGAUAAAGAUGAUUUAAUAUAACAUUAAUAACAAGAAAUUCAAAAUUAUCAAUAAGUUAAAUUGGAAUAGUAAAAUGUAAUUAAAUUUUUAGAGAGUAUUAAAGAUAAUUUUGAAUAAAAAUAAUCUGAAAAUUUUGAAUAUAUCAAAAAUAUUUAGAGAACAUAUGAAUAAAUUAAAGUAUAAUCAUAGCAAUAAGAGUUCUUAAUAAAUUAAUUAUAAAAUACAAUAAGAGAGUUAGAACUAAAAAAUUAAGAAUUGGAAAUGGAGAAAAUAAAUAUUUCAAAUAAUUAUUAAUAAGCUUUAAUUGAAGCAUAAUCUUUGAAUCAUACUUAAGAUAAUUCUAAUGAGAUAAUUGAAAAGAUACAAGAAGAAGUUAUUUUAUUAAAAUGUAGAAUAGGAGAUAUGUUGAAUGAAGCAUAGGAAUUUGGAGGGGCUUAAUUAGUUGAUAAAUUGUAAUAAGCAUUAGGAAUAAAGGAAUGA